UGACGUCACUUUCCUGCGCCGCCAUAAAUUCUACCCGUACAGUACCAGUAACGUGAGUUCUACAGCGCAUAGUAGAGGAAGGUCACGCGACAUCAUUUGUGUCGCAAUGUCUAAAACAUGGAUUUAUCCCACGGUCUUGUUAUGUAUUUAUGGAUUUUUCUCCAGUCUCAGACCGUCAGAACCUUUUCUCACCGCCUUUCUCAUGGGACCUGACAAGAACUUGACUGAGAGAGAGGUUGUGAACGAGAUCUAUCCAGUAUGGACGUAUUCCUACCUGGUUUUACUGUUUCCUGUUUUCCUGGCUACGGAUUACCUCCGUUACAAGCCUGUGCUCCUUAUUCAGGCUGCCAGCUACAUAAUUACUUACGCGAUGCUGGUGAAGGCCCAGGGUGUGCUGGCCAUGCAGCUUCUGGAGUUCUUCUUUGGUAUGGCUACAGCCACUGAGAUCGCCUACUAUUCCUAUAUUUACAGCGUGGUUGAGCCGGCCAAUUACCAAAAGGUGACUGGUUUCUGCCGUAGUGUCACUCUGCUGGGUUCAGCUGUAGGAUCAAUGGUUGGACAGAUCCUGGUGUCGGUGGGACAAGUUUCAUUGCUUACCCUUUCAAUCAUCACGUUGUCAUCAUCCUGCUUAGCAUUCUUGGCACCAUGGUUUUUGCCCAUGCCCAGUAAGAGCCUUUUCUUUCACCAUGGAGAGAGCGUGCCUCAGGACAAAACGGCAAAGGGCCCUGCUGACAAGUCCGAGGACAUCGAGUGCAAAGUGCCACUUGAUGUGAAGGUAGGCACAGAGGAGAAACGUGGGUACACUGGAGGCCUGGUGGAAGUCUUGAAGGCACUUGGAGCAGAUUUUGUGACGUGUUAUUCGUGCCGCACUCUCCUGGCCUGGUCAGUGUGGUGGGCUCUGUCUACCUGUGGUUACUUCCAAGUCAUCAAUUACGCCCAGCCCCUGUGGGAGAGGGUUAUGUCUUCAAAGGAUUUUGUGAUCUACAAUGGUUAUGUGGAGACGAUAUCUACUUUGCUUGGUGCCCUUGCUGCUUUCAGUGUAGGGUAUGUUAAGGUGUCCUGGGCAGUGUGGGGUGAACUUGCACUCUGCAUAUUCUCAAUGGUCAUUGCUGUGGCUGUGUAUGUCAUGGACACAGUCAGGAACAUCUGGGUGUGCUACACUUCAUACGUUAUCUUCCGAGCUUCCUACAUGUUGCUCAUCACCAUAGCAACGUUCCAGAUUGCAGCAAAUCUAAGUAUGAAGAGAUAUGCCCUAGUGUUUGGUGUGAACACAUUUGUGGCAUUGCUGCUGCAAACUCUUCUUACUGUGAUUGUGGUCGACUCUGCCGGUUUGGGCCUUGAUAUUUUUCCUCAGUUCCUGAUCUACGGUAGUUACUUCGCUGCAAUCGCAGUGAUCUUCCUCAUCGCCGGCUUAUACAAAGUGGCUACACGAGGUAGGGCUGAUGCUGCCGGAACACAGGCUGAUGCUGCCGGAGCACAGACUGAAACAGAAAGCGACUCCUCUGGUGGCGAGACUCUCAUCUGCAAAGAGAGCAGCAUCAUUUAAUACGUGGAUAAGAGUCUGAGCACUUUUGAUUUAAACGAGGAUAUUUAUUAUAGUGAUAAGGUAUUGUAAAAGCACUUAUUGUCUGCUGCGCGCAGGGCCGGCAAAUUCCGUUACACACUUUUGCAGUGUUUCUGCACGAAAGUAGUAGCUGAAAGAGCAAUAUCGUGAAGAAAUGGGACCAAAAACUGUGUGAAUAUACAUGAAAUGAAUACAAGAAAAGUGUUGUACUGAGUGUAUCUAUGCGUAACACUGCAAGUCCACUAAUGCUGCAUAGACAAGGUCACACCAGUCAGCUAGGCCCUGCAAAAAUACUGUCAAAACUGUAGCCCAGCUUUCAUUGGAAGAAAAACAUAUCCCCCGAGUUCAACUGCUCCAGACUUCUAAACAUGAUCCAUCAUUAUUCUCAUCCAGUCACAUGCAUUCAUAUUAAAUAUUUAGUUGAAGACUGCUCAUCAGAACAGACCGUCAAUAUGGAGAUUUAAGAAGGGUAAGCGGAUUCAGUCUCCGUUUUCUUCCUGUUUUACCUCUCCGGACUGUUAAGUGUCAAAAACCCCCCCCAAAAAAACAAGCCAGUGCUGAAAUUUUUAACACAAGACCAACUAGAGCUCAACCGUCUCCAGAGUCUUGUGGCGCAAGUCAAAAGUGGCCGCAGCAGCUGUAUUGUGAAACACGGCAAGAACACUUUUCUGAUUAUACAACACUAACACUUGAAAGCCGUUCAAGAAAAUGUUGCCAGUAAGAGCUGCAUCACCCUUUGUGUUGUCAUAAAGGAACUAAAGAUCAAGCAUCAAAAAGUAUUUGUUGUAAACAUAUCAUCAUGUUAGUUUUCUUAUCCUGACCUUGUAAGUAAGGAGUUAUAUGGAACUGGAUCUUGACAUACAGGACUGUCCAAAAGUCUUGGGUACGUACAAAACUGCCAUGAAGAGCAGUAUACUGUAAUGUAAUUGGUUCUAUUCUCAGACCAAACAAACACUGAUACUUUGGCUGUUCGCUUGCGCGGUUUUAACUUGGCGUUUUAAAUACUAAGGUCAUAAGUUGUACAUAUGCCUUUCACAAUCUGCAACUUAAGAAAUAUAUAUAUAGUAGAAUAAUAAAAAUAGCUUUUUUUUCUCA
Messenger RNA from Silurus meridionalis, 2659 nucleotides. RefSeq names its product solute carrier family 19 member 2 (gene slc19a2). The transcript is spliced from 6 exons. The record is from RefSeq and is a predicted model, not a curated record. Gene Ontology annotation, molecular function: vitamin transmembrane transporter activity. Gene Ontology annotation, biological process: transmembrane transport; vitamin transport. The coding region runs from base 107 to 1546 and encodes 479 amino acids. Gene Ontology annotation, cellular component: plasma membrane. Lineage: Eukaryota; Metazoa; Chordata; Actinopteri; Siluriformes; Siluridae.